AUGGACAUCGCAUCUGGAUCAGGUUUGAAUCAAAAGCGUAAGCAAAAAACGCUUACUUUGGUGGAGAAAGUUAAAAUCAUCGAGGAGUUUGAGAAAGGGGGAUGUACUCACGAAUCGCUUGCUCAAAAAUAUGGCGUAGGAUCAUCAUCCGUGUCGAGAUUCAUUCAACAAAAAGAUGAAAGAAAAGAUGACCUACGAGCAAAGAUGGAACAGUAUAGAGAACACGGAGUUAACAGCAGGAAGACGAUGAAAACGCAAAACUUCCCAUUGAUGGAAGAAUCCGUAUAUGUGUGGAUUUUGCAACAGCGAGAGGCCAACAUAAUCGUCACUUCCGAGGUUCUGCGGGUCAAAGCGGAGUUACUUUUCCGAGAAAUCCAGAAACGUGGACAUUAUGUGAACCAAAAAUUUUCAUUCUCGGAUGGCUGGAUGCGUAGAUUCAAAGAACGAUUCGGUCUGCAUGUCAAGCGGGUUGCGGGAGAAAAAGCUUCUGCUGACGUGGAUGCUUACAUAAAAUUUAAGGAAAUAUUAGCAUCAAAAAUAACAGAAACAGGACUUCAAAAGUCGCAGGUGUACAAUGCAGACGAAUCGGCAAUUUUCGUAAAGCUGCUUACGUCACGAAGUCUGGCACUUUCCAGCGAGAAAAAUGUUUACGGUCGGAAACUAAAUAAAAUGCGAUACACAUUUAUGCCAUGUAGCAACAUCGACGGUUCAAACAAAUUAAAACUAAUGUUUAUCGGAACCGCUGCAAAGCCACGAUCAUUUCCGACCAAAGAACUGCUCCCGGUGUCAUAUUACAAUUCAAAAAAAGCAUGGAUGACGCGAGAGCUUUUCCGGGAGUGGUUCUUUAACGAAUUUGUACCUGCAGUAAGAAAGUUUUCCGGCGAAAAGAGCUUAGAACCGAAGGCUCUCCUGGUACUGGACAACUGCACGGCCCACUAUACAGGAGGAGACAAUUUAAUUUCUGAUGAUGAAUUGAUCAAGGUGAUUUAUCUACCGCCGAAUGUCACAUCACAGUGUCAGCCAAUGGACCAAUCCGUUAUCAAUGCAAUAAAAACCCGGUACAAGCGGAAACUCAUGCUGAAACUGGUUCUUGAAAACGAAGAACUCAAGUUUGAGGACCGUCUCAAGAAGAUAUCUCUGAUGCAAAGCAUUGAUUGGCUGUCUGCUGCUUGGGAUGAAAUUUCACCAAGCACAAUCGAAAAUUCCUGGAAAAAGCUCUUGGAUCAGUUUCCAGGAUAUGCGUGGAGUUCUGAUACACCAGAUGAGUUUCAAGAUGAUACGAGAGCGCUUGUUGUUGCCAUAGAUACUCUAACUAACACAACUACAACCGACGAAGAUAUUAAUUUAUGGCUAAAAGAUCAGGUUUACGAUGGUGACAACAACCCAACUUGGCUCACCAGUGCGGUCUUUACGGAUACGGAGAUCAUUGAUUCCAUUUUGCAAGAAAGCGUGGCUCAAGAAGAUGACUCUUUCACCGAAGAUUCAACAGACAAUAUUUCCCUUGAGAUGUCAUCCGGAACUAACGUUUGUUCGCACAUCAGCCUACAAAACCAGGCGCACUACAUCUCGUACAAUUUGGAUGCUGGAUUCACCUGCCAGACACCCCCCCCCCCGGAGUCGAGCAGCAGCGAAAUCAGCAGCAAGGCCAGCAACGAGGACAGCAACGAGGACAGCAGCGAGGACGGCAGUGAAAUAAAGUGGAUUACAAACACGGGCGAUGCCCAAGUUCAGAUACUCAACCAUCUUGACAACCACAGCACCGUUCACGAGGCUCAAGGAACCAUUAUUUGUAUUAUCUUAGCCAUAGCUAUACUGUUAUUAGUAGCCAAGGCAUACAAAGCCUACAAAGGAUGCAUGAAUGCGCAUGCCAUGAAAGCCAUGAAGGCGGCAAAAACGUUAGCGACAGUAACUGACUCUGUCUAA
Messenger RNA from Toxorhynchites rutilus septentrionalis, 1923 nucleotides. RefSeq names its product jerky protein homolog-like. The transcript has 4 exons. Gene Ontology annotation, molecular function: DNA binding. Gene Ontology annotation, cellular component: nucleus. The record is from RefSeq and is a predicted model, not a curated record. Bases 1 to 1923 code for a protein of 640 amino acids. Lineage: Eukaryota; Metazoa; Arthropoda; Insecta; Diptera; Culicidae.